Molecule: messenger RNA, 528 nt
Organism: Auxenochlorella protothecoides
Lineage: Eukaryota; Viridiplantae; Chlorophyta; Trebouxiophyceae; Chlorellales; Chlorellaceae
Product: Putative rRNA methyltransferase YlbH
Exons: 2
Coding region: 1-528 (175 amino acids)
Biological process (GO): rRNA methylation
Molecular function (GO): methyltransferase activity
Source: RefSeq, a predicted model, not a curated record
AUGGGGCGGGUGCGGGGCGCGGCCUUCGACAUGCUGGCUGCGCUGGCGGGGACGCCCGGGCGCCUGGCCCCGGGGUCCACUUGGCUGGACCUCUUCGCCGGCACGGGGGCAGUGGGGCUGGAGGCACUGUCCCGCGGCGCGGCCGGCGCCACCUUCGUGGAGGCCGACGGCUGGACUGCACGGCGCGUGCUGGGCAGGAACCUGGCGGCGGCAGGGGCGGAGGACGCCGCCGACGUGCACGUCGCGCGCGUGGAGGACUUCCUCAAGCGCAGCGGCCGCAGGAGCGCGCAACGACCCUACGACUUCGUCUCCGUCUGCCCGCCCUACGAGCUCGUGGACUACUCGCUCCUGUAUGAGCUGCUGGGCGAGUCGCCCCUCCUGCACGAGGAGACGUUUGUGCUGAUGGAGUACCCGCUGCGGCUGCGCCACCUCAUCCUGCCCACGCUGGGCCCGCUGACCAAGCUGCGGGACAGGCGGUAUGGGAGGACCUUCCUGGCGCUGUACGGCCCCGUGCAUGCGGACGGUUGA